Salarias fasciatus (jewelled blenny) is the source of this 5740-nucleotide messenger RNA. It is a transcript of the gene mapk8b, whose product is annotated as mitogen-activated protein kinase 8b. NCBI's taxonomy places the organism in Eukaryota, Metazoa, Chordata, Actinopteri, Blenniiformes, Blenniidae. Gene Ontology annotation, molecular function: MAP kinase activity; ATP binding. The coding region runs from base 355 to 1662 and encodes 435 amino acids. Gene Ontology annotation, biological process: protein phosphorylation. The record is from RefSeq and is a predicted model, not a curated record. The transcript has 12 exons.
GGAAACAUCGGAAGACUCAUCGGAGAAGAUCGGAAGCUUUCGUCGACGGUCGGAAUGAAAUGGCAGAAACUGUCCGUGUCACGGAAGCGCCGAGAUUAGGUUACGUAGAAGCUACACAUGUAUUUUGCGGCGGUCCUGGCCUGCUAGUGUGAAGCAAACCGGAGAAAGGAACGGGGAAUUAGGAGCUGCUUUUUCUCCUUUUUUUUAAGAAGAAAGAAAGAAAGACUCCAGUCCUAGUUGUUGGGUCUCCGGCAGGCUUCAGCGGGUCGACAGUGUCGGAAUUAACCGGAACGGGCUCUUGAGAGUCGAUCUCUCCUUGGAUGCCCAGCCACAGCGUUCGUCCAGGACGUCACCAUGAACCGGAACAAGCGUGAAAAGGAGUACUACAGUAUAGAUGUGGGCGAUUCAACUUUUAUGGUUUUAAAGCGCUACCAGAACCUCAGACCCAUCGGAUCCGGAGCACAGGGGAUUGUCUGUUCGGCGUACGACCACAACUUGGAGAGGAACGUCGCCAUCAAGAAGCUGAGCCGGCCCUUCCAGAAUCAGACUCAUGCCAAGCGAGCCUACAGAGAGCUGGUGCUCAUGAAAUGUGUCAACCACAAAAACAUCAUCGGCCUCUUAAAUGUAUUCACGCCGCAGAAGACACUGGAAGAAUUCCAAGAUGUGUAUCUAGUGAUGGAGCUGAUGGACGCCAACCUCUGCCAGGUGAUCCAGAUGGAGCUGGACCAUGAGAGGCUCUCCUACCUGCUCUACCAGAUGCUGUGUGGAAUCAAACACCUGCACGCUGCAGGCAUCAUACACAGGGACCUGAAGCCCAGUAACAUCGUGGUGAAGUCCGACUGCACACUAAAGAUCCUGGACUUCGGCCUGGCCAGGACGGCCGCCACCGGCCUCCUCAUGACGCCCUACGUGGUGACCCGCUACUACCGCGCCCCCGAGGUCAUCCUGGGCAUGGGCUACCAGGCCAACGUGGAUAUUUGGGCUGUGGGCUGCAUUAUGGCAGAAAUGGUUCGCCACAAAAUCCUUUUUCCAGGAAGGGAUUAUAUCGACCAGUGGAACAAGGUGAUCGAGCAGCUGGGGACGCCGUCGCAGGAGUUCCUGAUGAAGCUCAACCAGUCGGUGAGGACCUACGUGGAGAACCGGCCGCGGCACGCCGGCUACAGCUUCGAGAAGCUCUUCCCCGACGUCCUGUUCCCCGCAGACUCCGAACACAACAAGCUGAAAGCGAGCCAGGCCCGAGACCUGCUCUCCAAGAUGCUGGUAAUAGACGCAUCGAAGCGGAUCUCAGUGGACGAGGCUCUCCAGCACCCCUACAUCAACGUGUGGUAUGACCUGACUGAAGUGGAGGCGCCGCCCCCUGUGAUCACAGACAAGCAGCUGGAUGAGAGGGAGCACACAGUGGAGGAAUGGAAAGAGUUGAUAUAUAAAGAAGUGCUGGAUUGGGAGGAAAGAACAAAGAACGGCGUGAUCAGGGGACAGCCAGCUUCCAUAGGUGCAGCAGUGAGCAGCAGCCCCACGGCACACCAGCAGCGCCGCCCCUCCACGUCCACCCCCCCGACCCCGACCCACUCCGACGGCAGCCUGGAGCCCGCCGGCGGCGGCGGCGCCGCCAGCGCCGCUCUCGCUGCUACAGCCACCGGCCCCGUGGGCUGCUGCAGAUGACUAUCAUCCACACCUCCUCCUCCUCCUCCUCCUCCUCCUCCUCCUCCUCCUGCUGCUCUCGGCCCUGGACCGGGCCGCACCCCCCCUCACGGUCACAUCCAAGGCCGCCAGCCCCACAUUGGCCCCGCCCCCCACCCGCUGUACCGGCGUCCCCUCCGUGCUCGUCUUCAGUAGUGUAGCGUUUAGCCAGCUAGCUGUUUGAGAAACAUCUCUGAAAGGACAGAUCUUUCUCCCUCUUUCUUUUUUUAAUGACUUAUUUUUUUAAAAUUAGAAUUUGUUUUUUCAUUUAAGUCCUUUGCUGUAAUUUAUUGUGGCAUUUCUUAAUUUUUUUUUUCUUUUUUUUGGAAGCCUAAGACGAUAAGAGAAUUUUUAUGAUUUCACUGCGUUGCAGUUUGUACAAACUGACAGUGAAAACGGAGAGGAAAUCUGUUUAAAAAAAAAAAAGAAGAAAAGAAACGUUUUACUGUGAUCUAUUUUUCUGUUGAGUCGUUCGUUCCACUCGUAAGCUACUGCUUUUUACAACUCACCAUAUACAUGUCGACUGAGUUUGUACAAAAUUUAAAGGUAGGUGUUGUUUUACGGCGAGCCAUUGAAAACUAAUUUAAAUCAAAGAACCAACAGUCUUAGUAACCGUUUUCAUCCCAUUCUGGAUAUCUGGAUUUCACUGACACACGUUUCUGUGGGAUCUCCAUUUUCUUUGGUGUCAUAAAUGAAAGCUUUAUCAUUUUUUUUUUUUUUUUGACAUUUCCAGCGUGGCAUCCGAGGCUGAAGGAGCGUUGAGCAGGCCCAUCGAGACCGUCUUCUGUUUUCUGAAGUGCUUUAAACGUGUCGCUGGACCCGGGUCGGUUUGAGGACGGUUUUUUGGAAUGUUGCUCCGGGGGGGGGGCGGGAAUUUAUGUUUGUGACGGUGGGCGUUACGAGGCGUGGAGCUCGUGAGAAGUCGAAGGGAAGUUGUGACGUUGAGAAAGCGUGCGAACGUGUCGGUGUUUGUUUUGGGGGUGAGAAAAAAAAAAAAAGAAAGAGGAAAAUGUCCGCCUUCUACUUUAAGAUCCUGGUAUUAGUAAUGUACUGUAGGGGAAUUUGGAAAAAAAAAAUACAGGUAAAUGUAAAAACAAAAAAAGACGCAGCACAAAUGAAGAGUCUAAAGAAAGAAAAUGACUGUAUGCAAUAACGGUGCCCUUUUUCUCCACUGUAGAGGUUUUUGUUAUGAAAGGAAAAGUGCCUGUUGUUGUCUGUCGUCCAUUCCUUCAGAAGUGUACCGAUGAGGCUUUUCUUUUUUCUCUUCCCGGAUAGAAACGGUAGUGUCCGUGUGGAAACCAUGAUGUGUGACGGCGUUGUAGUUCUCACAAAUGUAUUGUAUAUUUUUCUACUUGUUUUGAUUCGGACCCGGCGAGGCGACGGCGUGUUUUUUGAGUUUGGGGUCGUUCCGGAAGAGAAGGCAGGUUUUAUCAAGGUCUUUCAUCAAAGUGAAAAAAAGUUAUUUACAGUGACAACAACCAAAAUACAGGGUUUUUUUUUUUUUUUUUUGGUUUUCUUUUUUAACAUUUGCAUCUAAUGUGAUUUGCAGGAGAGAAAACGCCUCCGAGCCGAUGUAGGGAGCCCGUCAGUAUUUUUUUUAUUACCCGGAUUGACGCAUUACUUAUCGGAAAGCUUCUCUCGUGCAGCUAAUCCGUCGCUGCCGAGUGUUUAUCCGCAGGAGGCAGAGCCGGUGAGUUUCACGCCCACGGUGUGAAUCACCGGCACGUGCCGUGGACGCUGACAGCGGAGGAAUAAAACCGUGCGAGGGUCGUCCAGACGCGUAACUCAACACCCCGACACGGUUUUCCCGCCGGAUGUUUUUCCUCAGAGCGUGGGGGUUUAUCUUUAGGCUCCGCCGAGCAAAACACACAUCUCACUCCUGGCGUAGCGGCAUCGAUUAGAUAUCGGCGCUGCGGUUGCGUUUCCAGGUCUGGAUUGGCACCAGCCGUUCAAUAAUCGCUCGACAAGGAUAAAGAUAAGUUAACACUGUCAUUUCGAUAGGGGAAAAAACCUGCAUUGUAAAGAGAAAUGUAAUUUUCACGCUACAUGUCUGAAUGUACUUUAAACCUUCUCACAUCUUCUCGGACUGCAUCACAUUACCUCACCUUAACUCUGAGCAUAAACGGGUCGUACAUUAGCAAAUAAACUUUAGUAAAACGGUGAUAGCACAAGCAGACGUUAGCUUUGGCAGAGAAAUGCCGAAUAUUUAAGUGUUAAUGAUUAUACAUCCACUUUGGUUAUCGACCAGGAGUCGUCGUAUGUCACCUAUUUAUCACCAUAAUCAUUUUAUUCCUUUCUCGGAUGACUGCUAGCUUUUCAUUUAGCGAAACAACUUAGCUACUUCAAGAAAUGGGCAUUAGCAUUGUUUGUUAGCCACACAGCUGGCUAAAUUUAAUGCAUCACUAAGCUAAUGUUGGUUUUGCCAGUGAGCUACACUGUUAAAUAACAUUUAAAAAGCAAAUAUCACAUCAUUUUUGCUGCUUUCACCUUUAAUUUUACUUUCUUUUCAGGUAACUACGGAAUUACCAAUAUGAAAUGUUUGCUUUUAGUUUUCUAUGUUAGCUAGGCAACUCUUAAAAUGUUAGCCGUGUACAUUUGCAUUAGAUCUAGUAAAUAUAACAUUUGGAGGAAAAAGUUAAACUUAAGGAAUAUAUGCUGAAUUGUUCAGUUUUGUUCUAGAAACAAAUAUUCGCCUUAGUUUUUAUACAGCUUCUUGUAUUCAUCUUCUGGUCAGACAACAUGCAGACACGGUCACUGUGUUUCAUUAUUAUUGAUUUAUAUUUUAAGACGCUCAAGUCAACUUCAGUGUAUCAUAAAAUCUGUAUCACGACCAGUUUGAUUCAGACGCAAAGGCUCAUUUUUGUAAACGUGAACAGCUGGUGCCACUCUCAGCAGAACAGAGCAGAAAUUGUUUUAUCGUUUUUUCUUUUGUUAUGAAGUCAUAUCCAUAAUCGCAGUUUUGGAGCUAAAUGGCAAAAAAAAAUUAAUGAAUUUAUGGUUUCAAACAGUGGAAAAGCAAAUUUCCCCACAUGUAAAUCCAGUGAAGUCCUGAGAAAUAACCGAUAUCACAUUUGUAUUGCUAGCUAUGUAAUGAGAAUGAAAUAUGUGCUAUACAAUAGAUAAAUUUUCAAUCAGAAAUACUGUUUUCUCUCUAAAGUGCUCUUAAUUUUUUUGCCCAACUUUAGGGGAAUUAAUUGGAGUAUUUAGGUAUUUUUUUUUUAUUCUUAUGUUUUAUUCUUCUUUAGGUGGUUGUCGCUUUAAUAUCGGCCAUUAAUUCUUUUGUAUCCUGAUUUUAGUCGGCUUUGAUGAACUACCUCACGCUGAAUUUCUGCCAGUCCUUGCAUUUUACGUAGUCGCCUGCAGAGUUAGCUCUCCGAGACGUGUGAAUAACAGAUUCCAUUAUUUAUUUAUUUGAAAGUGUACUAUUUGUCAGUUUCAACAGACUUCUAGUUUUGUACAUUAUGUAUACUUCACCUAGAAGUAAGAGAAUUGUUAUAUGUAUUUUUUUUUUUUUUUUUUUUUUUGGUUUUAUUUUGUUUUUAAACUAAAUGUGCAAUACCUUCAGCAAACUGUGCUAGUAGUAUGUGAUGGGCCUAGCCUUUGUUAGCUGUCUCCUGAAGGUAAAGAAAAUGUUUGGUACUGUCAAUCCAUACUUUAAUUUCCUUUUUUUUUUUUUUUUUUUUUUAAAGAAUGAGAUCAGUUGUUAUUUCUGUGACUUGUUAAUAGUCAUAACGUUAAGCCACCCACCGAACAAAUCCGUCGGCGGCGAUCGGAAAGUCCUGUGACCCGAAAGUUUCCGGCGGAUUUUUAGAUUCGGGAUGGAGUGGGAACAGUAAUGUUGAGGGGGGGGAAAAAAAAAAAAAAUGAGUGCAUACCUACGAGAAAUCAUUAUGUGUAUGGUGCUGGUUUAUAAUGUUUGCUAGUGAAUCCAGCCAUGCAAAGUAGUUUUAAGAAUUCCUGGAUCUGCGCGUCUCGAAAUAAAACCCGCAACCAACGAAGAAGUGCACUACGAGAAAACAUGCACUGGGAUCUGACGAUGCCACCUCUUAAGAAAAGUCAA